AUGCAAAUGGAGGGUAAUAAUGACUUUGAAGAAAAAGAAGAAGAAGCUCACAAGUUCACUCCCGACAACUAUCUUGUCGUGGAGCAGGUUAGAAGAGGCAAGUCUACUUCCGAUUUCGUGGUUCUUCACAGAAUCGACGACAAAAAGUAUGCAAUGAAGAAGGUUUGUCUGGCUAAACACACUGAGAAGUUAAAGCAAAUCGCUUGCCAAGAGAUGAAAUCGCUUUCAAAAUUAAACAAUCCUUAUAUCGUGGAAUACGAAGAUUCUUGGAUUGAUGAGGACAAUAACGCCUGCAUUUUUACUGCUUACUGUGAGGGAGGAAACAUGACUAAUGCUAUCAAGAAAGCUAGAGGAAAGUUAUUUCCAGAGGAGAGAAUCUUUAAAUGGUUGGCGCAAUUGUUACUAGCUGUUAACUAUUUGCAUUCAAACCGUGUACUUCACAUGGAUCUUACGUGCUCAAACAUUUUCCUUCCAAAGCAUGAUCACGUCCAGCUUGGUAACUAUGGUUUGGCGAAACUCAUCAAUCCAGAAAAGCCUGCUUCUUUGGUUCCAGGAAUUGCUAACAGCAUGUGCCCUGAGGUUUUAGAAGAUGAACCAUAUGGAUAUAAAUCUGACAUAUGGUCGCUAGGUUGCUGUAUGUAUGAAAUUACAUCACACCAGCCUGCGUUUAAAGCUCCGGAUAAGGCUGGACUCAUCAACAAAAUAAACAGAUCUCUGAUGUCUCCUCUUCCCAUUGUCUACUCCUCUACCUUGAAGCAGAUGAUAAAGCUUAUGCUUAGGAAGAAGCCUGAGCAUCGGCCAACAGCCUGCGAAUUGCUAAGGAACCCCUGUCUACAACCUUACCUCCUUAAAUGCCAAAACCUGUCUCCUAUCUAUCUUCCUGUUUUCCCUAUCAACAGCCCUAAGGAUAAGGCAAGAAGAAGUUCACUGCCAGGCAAGUUUGUGAAGGAGAGAGAAGAGAGGGAGAAGAGUGAGGUGUCUCGCAGCUUGGAGAACUUAUAUCCGUUUUGGACUAAAGCAGAGACUGGUUCUAGCAGCUCAUCACAACCAGCAUCGUCAACAAAUGAAACAGAUGAUAAACCUGAAACAAAAAGAAUCGAUCCAAGCUGCGACACACUGAAGGUUACUGAGUCUGCUAGCGAGAAGACAACAAAUCAGAAGGAAGAGAAUGAUGAUGUGCCAAAAGAAUGGGAAAAUAUGCUCUCUGAGGAGUCUCAGUUACUUGAUGUUGAUGUCGAGAUUGUGAGUGGAGAAGAAGGUUUAUGUUUCACUCAAGAGGCUGAAGCUCAGGAGGCAAUUUUGGAACCAAAGGUGUCCAUCACAAGCUCUGAAGUUGUGGCAGAAAGUGAGUGUUUGUCUGGAAGCGUUGAGGUGGAUGAAGCAAAGACGGUGAAGCUAACAGCGAGUGAAAUGUCUUCUGUACUGAGUAAGCUCACGAAGCUAGGUCUGCCACAGAGUAAAGAAAGAGCAGAUGCAUUGGAGCGUUUGUUGGAGAAAUGUGCAGGGCUUGUAAAGCAAGAGAAGUAUGAAGAACUUGCUGGUUUGCUUACACCGUUUGGAGAAGACGGUGUUUCGGCUAGGGACACUGCUAUUUGGUUCGCAAAGACACUCUUGUCUUCUUCUGACAAACUCAACCAUGGAACCUGA
Molecule: messenger RNA, 1647 nt
Organism: Eruca vesicaria subsp. sativa (arugula)
Lineage: Eukaryota; Viridiplantae; Streptophyta; Magnoliopsida; Brassicales; Brassicaceae
Source: the annotation of a GenBank genome assembly